Nematolebias whitei (Rio pearlfish) is the source of this 766-nucleotide messenger RNA. RefSeq names its product neurexin 2b (gene nrxn2b). The transcript is spliced from 2 exons. Bases 53 to 766 code for a protein of 237 amino acids. The record is from RefSeq and is a predicted model, not a curated record. Lineage: Eukaryota; Metazoa; Chordata; Actinopteri; Cyprinodontiformes; Rivulidae.
CAGAAGGUUAAGAGUCCUGUGUUGGCCUCUGUGGCUCCCAGCCCUAGUCAGCAUGCUUACCACAGUGAAGAUGCUAGAAUUUGGUGGGGCACCGGGCCAGUAUGCACGCUACGGACGCUGGGAGGCUGGAUCAGUGGGUGAGCUGAGCUUCAGUCUAAAAACCAACAUCAGCCAAGCCUUGGUACUCUACUUGGACGACGGUGGGAACUGUGACUUCUUGGAACUACUGAUUGGUGGUGGACGACUGCAGUUGCGGUUUGCUAUCCACUGUGCUGAGCCAGCCAUUUUGCACAUGGAAACGCGAGUUAACGAUGACCGCUGGCACAUGGUCUUGCUCACCCGCAACUUUCGCGAGACCUUGCUAAUGGUGGACGGAGAGACAAAAGUGGCUGAAGUCAAGUCGAAGAGGAAGGAGAUGGCGGUUGUCAGUGACCUGUUUGUGGGUGGAAUCCCUCCUGAUGUGCGCCUCUCUGCUUUGACUUCCAGCACUGUGAAGUAUGAGCCUCCCUUCCUUGGCUUGAUCUCCAAUCUGAAGGUGGGAGAGAUGCCGCCAACUUUGUUAAAUAGCCAAGGAAUUCAGAGCGAUCUGGAGUACCUCUGUACCAAACAGAAUCCAUGCUUCAAUGGAGGGUUUUGUUCGAUUCAAUACGGAGAAGUUCACUGUGAUUGCACCCACACCAGGUUCAGGGGCAAGUACUGCAAGGAAGAUUUGGUACCAGAUUUUGACUUGAACAAGCUCUGUGAGGGCAUAGCCUUUGGUGCAUGA